GAUUCCCUGAUAGAUGGUUAAAAUGGCGAAAGCUUGUUCGACCCCAGCGAGCCACCAAAGUGUAGCACUGUAGGUCGGAACAUGUAGUAGCCGAACCUGGAUUUUUCUCUGUGUGUGUGUGUGUGUGUUUAUUUUUUUUACCCCCCAUCUAUUCACCUCACAUUGUUUUCUGCAAAGUGCUGGAAUAUUUUCUAGAAGUGUUUAAAUGGCAUCCACAAGGCGCCGCCGCCUUGUUCCUUGCUUUUUGGGAAUAUUCCUAAAUGCUUUAAUCGGUGUGAUGUGCGAAGCAGAGCUCUCCUUCACCCUGGAGCCCAGCGACAUCAUCGCUGUACAGGAGCAGCCCCUCAUGCUUCACUGCCAGGUGGACGGCAUCCCCCCAAUUACAACGCAGUGGAGGCAUAACGGCCUGCUCUUAACUCAGGACCAGCAUCAUACCACCUUCAUCAAUGGCUCACUCCUGAUCGGUCACUUCCAGAAGACCAAAUCCGAUGGCUCAUCUGACGAGGGCGACUACGAGUGCAUGGCCCAGAAUUCUUUUGGGCUGGUGGUCAGCCGUAAGGCCCGCAUUCAGGCAGCCACCAUGGCAGACUUCCAUGUCCAACCAGAGUCGGUGCAUGCCGAGGAGUCUGGUGUGGCUAGAUUCCAGUGCCAGAUCCAUGGCCUGCCAGAGCCUGUCAUCAGCUGGGAAAAAGACAGCCGUCCGGUGGACACCAAGGACGAGAGGUACACUCUGCUGCCUACAGGUGUUCUGCAGAUUACUGGAGUGCGUGACGAGGACAGCGGAAAGUUCUGCUGUGUGGCCCAUAACAGUGCAGGAGUGAAACACAGCACUGAAGCACUCCUCACCGUUUCAGGCUCCCAGUCAUCUGUUUACAAAGAGCCUAUGAUCCUGGUCGGUCCAGAAAAUCUCACCCUCACUGUUCACCAAACUGCCAUCUUGGAGUGUGUUGCUACCGGAUACCCUCGGCCCAUCGUGUCUUGGAGCAGACUAGACGGCCGUCCCAUCGGUGUGGAGGGAAUCCAGGUGCUCGGCACAGGGAAUCUGAUGAUCUCAGACGUUGGUGUGCAGCACUCAGGGGUCUAUGUGUGUGCUGCCAACAAACCAGGGACCCGUGUUCGUAGGACUGCUCAGGGACGUUUGGUGGUCCAAGCUCCAGCAGAGUUUGUUCAACCUCCGCAGUCCAUCGCUCGUCCUGUCGGCACCAACGCCAUCUUCACCUGCCAAGCGCAGGGCGAGCCUGAGCCCCAGCUCACCUGGCUGAAGAACGGACAGAUUCUGGAGCCCAGGGGUCACGUCAAACUCAGGAACAACAACAGCACACUGACGAUCUAUGGCAUUAGCCAGAAUGAUGAAGCUAUCUACCAGUGUAUCGCUGAGAACAGCGCUGGCUCCACACAGGCCAGUGCGCGCCUUACGGUGCUCUGGGCUGAUGGACUGCCUGGUAUGCCAACCCAUGUGCAGGCUGAGGCCCUCUCACCCACCACCAUCCAGGUAUCCUGGAGGGAGCCCGAUCAGAACACCCAGGAUGUCAUUGGUUAUGUGCUCCACAUCCGCAGGACCUCAGACCCAGUGGAGAUGGAGUAUGAGGAGGCUGUCAGUAAGGUGACGCUGCAGCAGAUCAUCAGAGACCUUGAGCCCUCCACCAGUUACACCUUCUACGUCAAGGCGUACACAUCCCACGGGGCCAGCAAUCCAUCGGAGAAUGUCACUGAGAGCACUCAUGGGGAGGUGCCAGCACCGCCCUCCCUCUACACCAAGGUGGUGAACAGCAGUGUUGUGCAAGCAACGUGGGAGCCUUCCUCUAAAAUGGGCCAACAUCAAGGCUUCAGGCUGUAUUACAGAAGAGCCCACACACCUCUCUUUACUGGUCCCAUCACCUUCCCUCACAACGUCACCCAGUACAACAUCGCUCAGCUGGAUCCUGCACUGGUCUAUGAAAUAAAGCUACUUGCGUACAACCAACACGGAGAUGGCAAUGCCACUAUUCGAUUUGUUUCACUUCGGGAGGCGGUGGAGAAAUCUGUACUGGACACCCCGUGUGAUUGUGUCAAAGAUGAACAGAGUAAAACAUCCACUACAGGCAUUAUCAUCGGCAUUCACAUCGGAGUCACCUGCAUCAUCUUCUGUGUGCUCUUCCUCGUCUUCAGCUACCGCGGCAGGUUAAUGAUCUGUAAGACGGUUCAGGCCACCCCCCAGGCAGGGCACAGUACAGUGCUCGAAUCCUCAUCCUCUUCCCAGGGGGCUGCUGGGCUGAACGGGGCUGCCAGGAGAGAGAUGGAGGUCAAUGGCAGCGCAGCAGGGAAUAAAGUGGUCGACAGCAACGAGCUGGAGAGACUUUUCACUCAGCCCAACACACAAGACUCAUGCAUGUCCGACUCCUACAUGCUGAACAACACCCAGCUGUCUACGAUACCACUGGACAAGUUCGCGAUGGAGCGGGACACAGAGACACAGUUCCAGGAGCCUCCUCCAGCAGCAGCGGGUCACCACGACCAAGGCUAAUCAUGUAUGAAGGCUAAUUUACCUGACACUGUCCACAGUGUCCACUUAGACUCUUCUCUCACUCAGGUUGACAAGUGUUUCUUUUCAAAGUAGUUUUUUUCCUUUUGUGCAAAGAUUUUUUUUUUUAUAGGUAAAUUAAUAAGUUCUAGAGGAUCUAGGACUGUGUAUCGGAGUGUUUUUGGCCUUGAUUUGGAGAGCUCUCCUCUGAUGGAUGGCUGUUUCUAGCUAGGCCAGUUAAAUGUUCUUUAUUUUUACAGUUUUACAUUUGUAGGGCUGUCACUUUAAAACAUAAAUAUAUAAAUAAAUUUGGACAAACACAUAAUUUGUCCAAAGUAAUAUGUACAUAAAUUGGCCUUUUCAUGAGCUCCUGGCGCAGCUCCUGAUAAAUCGAUCAGAGCAGCUUUGUACGCUAGUGUCCCCAGCCACUUCAGAUCCACUGAACUACUUCAAACCCCCUGUUGCAGUUAUAGAAAGACAAUUUUGGUUUCGAACAGUUAAUUACAGUUGAAAUAUUUAAUUUUUUCACACAUAAAAAAAAGAUUUACAAAUUUUAAACAAAAAGUGACAGCCCUAGUUCAUGUAUUCAUUUUCUGGUGUUGGGCAGCACAGAAUGGAGGCCCCAGAAUGUCCUUGCUAUACAAUGAUGAUUUUAUUUUUAAGUUUAUAUAUAUAUAUAUAUUUAUAUAUAUAUAUAUAUAUAUAUAUCUUUAUCAUCUAUACGUCAAAGUGGUUAUAAGUUAUUGGUCUUAUCUCUACUUUUCUGUGGAUGUCAAAGACUUCUGCUGCCUGCUCUCACCUACCAAUGAUUCCACCUUCUCGCUCACAGAAGACCUCGGCCUUCUUCCAGGGAUUCGAUAUAUUCUGUCUCAGGACUUUGUUUCAGUGAUAUCAACAUUUUUUAUGAGUUCUCAGCCUUCAUACAGGCACUAGACUUGGCUGUGUGAACCUUACGAUUCAACAAAAACCUACCUCAGCCGGAAUGAAUGUGUUGCGGGAAGCUUUUAGGGACUUUACCUUCCCCUGUGCUCACAAUUACUUUACAUGCGGAGGAACUGAUUGGUUUUAAAAUUACAAGAUCAGGUGCCGCACUACCUCAGAUGUCAAGAAUCUCCUCUCUUCUCCUGCUUGUCGAAGCAAAACGAAAAAACGAGUAUCCAACGUGAAGCACUUCCAAAUGCUGAAGUUAAUGUUCUACCUCAAGAUAACAAUGUUGAUGUUGUCGCUGUUGUUGUUGUUGUUUGUCUGUUUAUUGCAUAAUGAAAAACCCUCUUCCCGCCCCCUCUGUGAAACCCUCGCUUUCCUCUGUUGAUGAAUAUGGUGUUUGUAGAGUUCAGUGUCAGUACCUCAUGCAAGUUGACAGACUGAUAACACUGUUGUAUGAAUUACAGUAUUUUAGUAAUGUGUAUGGAUUAUGUUGUUCCAUUGUAAGCAAUUUGUUUUGUUUUGUUUUAAAGAUCAUAAUACCUUUUUUUUUUUUCCAAACAUAGUUGCUUCAGUUGAAUGAAAAGACCAUUAGAGAUACACUGCGUUGUUAAUGAUUGUCAGGACUAUUUACUGCUGACUGAGAUGUGACACAUUAUGUUCAAUUGGAUAUGAGUCAAAAUAAUGUAAUACACAGACAUCAUAUGUGUUUAAAAUUAGCUGUGUGCAUGUGUAAUUGUGUGUCGGUUUGUGUGCAGAUAUUUUAUUGACUGAAUGAAUGUUUUCAUACAUAUUAUCAUGUAUGUAAAAAAAAAAAAGAAAAGCUAAAAGAUGAGCACAAGUCUUAUCAAAAUGUCCCAAAACAUUAUCCUACUGUUGUUUUUGUAAUGACUUCAAGGAAUAGUUUGACAUUUUCUGAAAUAGGCCUGUUGUUGGCAGCUAGACGACACUGACCUUGUGUUUCUUUGUUAAUUAUAAACCUAUAGCGAGUAGGUGAUUAGCCUAGCUUAGCAUGUACAACAUGUAACAUGAUAAUUAUUGAGCUUUAGAGGUGCUUGGAGACAGGUUUUUUAACAUUGGACCAAGCUUUGCUUCAGUUCUUUAUGCCAAGCUAAGCUGUUUGCCUCCCAACUCUAGCUUGUGUAGAAACAGGGGAAACAGUAACAAAUCUAUCUAGUAGCACCUCUGAAGUUCACUAUUUAGCACAUUAUAUCUUGUUUGUUUUGUCCGUACAAAAAUUGAAAUUAAGUAUAAAAAUGACCACUUAUAAAAACAACUAAAUUUUUUACAGAAGUUUGUGCCAGAUUAUUUAUUAUUAUAUAGAACUACUCAGAGAUUUUUAACAAACAGACUCGAGAGUGGUAUCAUCUCAUCUAACUUCAUGUCAGUAAGCCAAUACCCAUACAAUAGUGUGUACUGUAUUUCCCAAAAUGUUCAACUAUUCUUUCAAAAACACAGAAAUGACAGUGGUAUUGAUCUUUCAAAAAGAACACAAAUAAGCUAUUUCCCAAAAUGUUGAAAAGUAUUUCUUUAAUUUAAAUUGACAGCAGUGUAUCUCUAAGCUUUGUCUGAAUA
Seriola aureovittata is the source of this 4999-nucleotide messenger RNA. RefSeq names its product immunoglobulin superfamily, DCC subclass, member 3 (gene igdcc3). Gene Ontology annotation, cellular component: axon; plasma membrane. The transcript is spliced from 14 exons. Gene Ontology annotation, molecular function: protein binding. The coding region runs from base 206 to 2503 and encodes 765 amino acids. The record is from RefSeq and is a predicted model, not a curated record. NCBI's taxonomy places the organism in Eukaryota, Metazoa, Chordata, Actinopteri, Carangiformes, Carangidae. Gene Ontology annotation, biological process: cell-cell adhesion; axon guidance.